AAAAUCUCAUUACUAUAAUAAACACCAACAGGCCCUCUCUCUCUCUAUCCAUUUCUCUCACUAAACUCAAAAAAAUGCAGAGGCUAUCUCUAGGUUCCCCACACUCCGACGGCCUCCUCCAACUCAACAAAGACGACGACCACCACAAAUCAACCACACUUCCGCCUCCUCGCCGCUUCUCCGUCUCCUCCUCCUCCACGUCAUCACCGUCGUCUCCACCUAAACCUGAAAAACUCGUUCACUUCAUACCUCUCCUCACUCUCCUCUGCUUCUUCCUCCUCUAUCUCGUCUCUCACACUCCCUCUCAAUCAGAUUUAGCUCAGUUCAAAGGAUUCAAGCAGUCUGCUAAGUAUAUACACGAUUCGGUUGCGAUUAACGACGUUAUUGAUCGAUUCGACGACAUAAGAAGAGGCGAUGUUUUAGCUCUUAGUAAUCUCAGAAACUUGCAAGAAAUCGCCGGCGAGAACCGCUCCUCGCCGAAAACACGGUUACACAGAAAAAUAAUCGCCGAUGUUUGAGCCGGAAUCUCGGCUUUACUGUAUGUUUUUCUUUUUGGCGCAUUAAUAAUUCGUUGAUUGUGGAGAAAAAGUCUCUUAAAUUUGGAUUCUGUUUUAGUAUUUUUUUAAUUUUUUUUAGAUUCAGUGAAGUAUAUGCUAAAAUGCGCGGAUGAUGUGGCGUAAGGUAGAAUUUGUUGGGUUAAAAUUGAUAAUGUGCGCGGGGGUGGUAGAGUUUGAGUGUGAUCCAGCUGGACAAUGAGACCGUUGUUUUUGGAUAUAAAUCCAGCUGGAAAGUUUUUGGGUUUGGGUAAGGUGGAGGAAGGCAUUCAAUUGCUUGUCAUAUUAUCAUAAUCAAGUGCCCACAACAAUAGUGCCAUCAUUUAAUCUUUUUUUUGAUAUAUUAGUAUUAAAUUUAAA
Messenger RNA from Mercurialis annua (annual mercury), 914 nucleotides. RefSeq lists its product as uncharacterized. The transcript is spliced from 3 exons. Bases 75 to 518 code for a protein of 147 amino acids. NCBI's taxonomy places the organism in Eukaryota, Viridiplantae, Streptophyta, Magnoliopsida, Malpighiales, Euphorbiaceae. The record is from RefSeq and is a predicted model, not a curated record.